Messenger RNA from Grammomys surdaster, 1428 nucleotides. RefSeq names its product vomeronasal type-2 receptor 116-like. The transcript is spliced from 4 exons. Gene Ontology annotation, molecular function: G protein-coupled receptor activity. The record is from RefSeq and is a predicted model, not a curated record. The annotation marks the transcript as partial. Lineage: Eukaryota; Metazoa; Chordata; Mammalia; Rodentia; Muridae. Gene Ontology annotation, cellular component: membrane. Gene Ontology annotation, biological process: G protein-coupled receptor signaling pathway.
ACAGUGGAAUGGUUAGCACAGCACAAAUUUGACAUGUCCCUGAGUGAAGAAGGUUACAAUUUGUAUAAUGCUGUGUAUGCUGUGGCCCACACCUACCAUGAACUCAUUCAUCAGCAAGUAGAAUCUCAGCAAAUGGCAGAACCCAAAGGAGUGUUCACUAACUGUCAGCAGGUGGCUUCCAUGUUGAAAACUAGAGUAUUUAUUAACCCUGUUGGUGAACUGGUAAACAUGAAUCAUAGAGAAAAUGAGUGUGCACAGUAUGACAUUUUCAACAUUUGGAAUUUUCCACAAGAUCUUGGAUUAAAAGUCAAACUAGGAAGCUAUUUUCUUUGUUUCCCACAGAGCCAACAACUUCAAAUAUCUGAACACUUGGAGUUGGCCACAGGAGGAACAUCGGUUCCCACCUCCAUGUGUAGUGUGACGUGCAUUGCUGGAUUCAGGAGAAUUCAUCAGGAACAAACAGCAGACUGCUGCUUUGAUUGUGCCCAGUGCCCAGAAAAUGAGGUUUCCAAUGAGACAGCAGAUAUGGAGCAGUGCGUGAGGUGUCCAGAUGAUAAGUAUGCCAACUUACAGCAAACCCACUGCCUCCAAAGGGCUGUGUCGUUCCUGGCUUAUGAAGAUCCAGUGGGGAUGGCACUAGGCUGCAUGGCCCUGUCCUUCUCUGUCCUCACAGUUCUAAUACUAGUCACUUUUAUGAAGCACAAUGACGUUCCCAUUGUGAAGGCCAAUAACCGCAUUCUCAGCUACAUCCUGCUCAUCUUUCUCUUCUUCUGUUUUCUCUGCUCAUUGUUCUUCAUUGGACAUCCCAGCCAGGCCACCUGCAUUCUGCAGCAGACCACAUUUGGAGUAUUUUUCACUGUGGCAGUUUCUACAGUAUUGGCCAAAACAAUAACUGUGGUCAUGGCGUUCAAGCUCACUACUCCAGGAAGAAGAAUGAGAAGGAUGCUGGCAUCAGGGACACCUAACUUGGUCAUUCCCAUUUGUACCCUAAUCCAACUUGUUCUCUGUGGAACAUGGUUGGUAACAUCUCCUCCCUUCAUUGACAGAGAUAUACAAUCUGAACAUGGAAAGACCAUCAUUUUUUGCAACAAAGGCUCAGUCAUUGCCUUCCACUUUGUCCUGGGAUACUUGGGUUCCUUGGCUCUGGUGAGCUUUGGUCUGGCUUUCUUGGCUAGGAAUCUUCCUGACAGAUUCAAUGAAGCCAAGUUCCUAACUUUCAGCAUUCUGGUGUUCUGCAGUGUCUGGAUCACAUUCCUCCCUGUCUACCACAGCACUAGGGGGAAGGUCAUGGUGGUUGUGGAGGUUUUUUCCAUCUUGGCUUCUAGUGCAGGGUUGCUAGGGUGUAUCUUUGUCCCAAAGUGUUAUGUUAUUUUAGUUAGACCAGAUUCAAUGUUUAUACAGAAGUACAAAAAUAAAUUGCAUUAUUGA